Messenger RNA from Nicotiana attenuata, 2877 nucleotides. RefSeq lists its product as uncharacterized. The record is from RefSeq and is a predicted model, not a curated record. Gene Ontology annotation, molecular function: protein binding. Lineage: Eukaryota; Viridiplantae; Streptophyta; Magnoliopsida; Solanales; Solanaceae. The coding region runs from base 146 to 2668 and encodes 840 amino acids. The transcript has 9 exons.
UUUAGGCUAAGACCAGUAAAGGAACUUCAGGGAGUUUGGUGGAGGGAGAAAAAUCUCUUUACAAUAUCGUCACUCUGGUUUAUUUCCAUUAUCAUUAGAGAAGAGUAUAGUGAACUCUAACUAAAAACUCUAAUUCUGUUGACAUAUGCCAAACAUGGCCUUACCAAUCCCAGCACAGCUCUUGCUCAAGCCACCCAAUAAUCGAGUCUUGCAAACCCCUGCAGGAGUUAUAAGUGUCACAAUUAGAACAAGAAAAGCUAAUAAUUCAUUGUUUUCCAACUUCCAUAGGUUGUAUUCAGGUCUCACGGCGGCCUGCAGUGAUGGAGGGGGUGAAGUUUAUGUUAACCCUUACCAGGAUGUUGAUAAGUUAAAGGAUAGCUCAUCUAACACAGCUGAUGGUUACAUUGCCUUGUUUGUUCGGAUGCUUGGUUUGGACCAUGACCCUCUAGAUAGAGAACAGGCAGUCGUUGCUCUCUGGAAGUAUUCACUUGGAGGGAAGAAGUGUGUUGAUAUGUUAAUGCAGUUCCGGGGUUCUGUUAAUCUGACUGUGAACCUUCUAAGGUCUGAGUCUGAUGCUGCUUGUGAAGCAGCUGCUGGUCUUUUGAGGAUGAUAUCCUCAGUGAAUAUGUACAGAGAGCUUGUGGCAGAUAGUGGUGCAAUAGAAGAGAUAAACGGCCUCUUGAGACGUUCUUCCCUCUCCCCAAAUGUGAAGGAGCAAAGCUUAUGUACAUUAUGGAAUUUAUCCGUGGAUGAGAAACUCAGAAACAAAAUUGCCAAUCCUGAUCUCCUGCCUUUACUGAUAAAGUUCCUGGAGGAUGAAGAAGUGAAAGUGAAGGAGGCAGCUGGAAGGGUUUUGGCUAAUUUAGCAUUGACUGUUUCUAAUCACAAGAAUAUGGUUGAAGCAGGUGUCAUCCCAAAACUGGCAAUGCUCUUGAAAACUGAGGUGGAGGGAUCUAAGGUCAUUAGAAAAGAAGCGAGGAAUGCGUUGCUGGAACUUGCUAAAGAUGAGUACAGCAAGAUUCUUAUCAUGGAGGAAGGUCUUCUUCUGGUGCCUUUAGUUGGUGCAGUUGCCUACAAGUCCUUCAGGCCAGCUCUGUAUUCAUGGCCUUCUUUGCCCGAUGGUACGAAAAUUGACCAGAACCCAAAAACUUCAAGAUACGGCGCCUCUGAAUUACUUCUUGGAUUAAAUAUUGAGGAUGAGAAUGCAAACAUUGAGGAAGCAAAGAUAAAGGCAAUUGUAGGACGCACUCAACAGCAAUUUCUUGCACGUAUUGGGGCAAUAGAAAUUGAAGAAGAUAAUAUAUCCAGUGGUGAACUUUCAUCAAAUACAAGGUUUACUCUUUUGCCGUGGAUGGAUGGCGUGGCUCGCUUAGUUUUAAUUCUUGGACUUGAAGAUGAGUCAGCUAUUGCUAGAGCUGCAGAGGCCAUUGCAGAUGUAUCUGUUAAUGAGCAAAUGCGGGUUUCGUUUAAAGAAGCAGGUGCUAUAAAUCCUCUUGUUCGGCUAAUUAACCAUCCUAGUGACACUGUUAAAUUAGCUGUUAUUCGGGCUCUGGAGAGGCUAUCUAUCAGUAAUGACGUAUGCCAAAGAAUGGAAGCAGAAAAUGUUUUGCAUUCUUUGAUUUACUUGCUCAGUAACUCUGAGAUCUCUAAGAGCUUGACAAAUAUGAUAUUGGAUAUUCUUACUCGGAUCCUAGAUCCUAGCAAAGAAAUGAAAUCAAAGUUUUAUUAUGGACCAGUUAAUGGGUCGACAAAGGAAUGGGGUGCAGCAAGAAAUGCAGGGUUAACUGGAAAUGAAGAUGAGAAAGUUGCAUCAACAACCAGCUUGGUAACUGCCAAUGUGGUGGAUCUCUUAGAUUCUGCUGUUCUAUCUCGCCUAGUUGAUAUCAUGAGGACAUCAUCCCCAGAUUUGCAGAGGAAAUCUGCUUCAAUCCUUGAGUUUGCCGCAGUUAUUGAGCCAUGCACAGAAAAGAUCCUGUCGGUUGACCUAGAAAGUGGGCUGGAUGGUGUUUUCCAGCAGAAAACUUUAAAUGAUGCAGAAUCUGAAAUAGAUCUGCAGAACCCAGAACUUCAUGCGCUUGAGGUUGAAGAGGCUGGCCAUGCGAUAUCUGCAGCAUCCCGGCUACUUACAAGACUGCUGGACUUUGAGCAGUUCUGUUGUAAAGUAAAUGCAUCUCAUUUCACAAAGUUACUGCGAAAGGUUCUCAAAUCAGACAUCCCUCUUUACCACAAAGACUGGGUUGCUGCCUGUCUUCUGAAGCUCCGCUAUCUCUCUGGUCCAUAUUUUGACUAUGAUAAUCCGAUCAACUUAGAGGUAACUCUUUAUGAGACGAUCCCAAGGCUGGUAGAACAGAUCAAGACUUCAUAUUCACCGGAAGUACAGGAGGCUGCUGUUGUAGAACUCAACAGAAUAAUCGCUGAAGAGGUGGUGAAUUCCACCAGAGCCGUGGCUGCAGAGGGAGGGAUAUUUCCAUUGGUGAAGCUGCUCAAAAAUGAGAGUGAACGUGCUGUUGAAGCAUCUCUAGCAAUACUGUAUAAUUUGAGCAUGGACAGUGAGAAUCAUGCUGCGAUUAUAGCUGCUGGAGCUGUGCCAAUUUUGAGACGACUUGUACUAGCGCAAAGGUCACAUUGGAUGCGAGCUCUGAGAUUGCUUAGGACAUUACCUACAUGAUGAAUUCAGCUAAAUUCUUUUAGAGGAUUACCAGUUGUAAUAUAAGAAUUUUGAGUUCAUCUUGUUAGUCAUAUAGCCCGCCCUUAUACAAAACCCUCUAUUUAGUCUUCAAGCUGAUCUCUUCUGUGAUGAGAGAAUUUUGUGAAUUGAGCCAGUAACAGAUAUUUAAUGCUAACUGUGUGACCUUCAAAGAAUUGGUUUAAGUUCUU